Molecule: messenger RNA, 1874 nt
Organism: Humulus lupulus (European hop)
Lineage: Eukaryota; Viridiplantae; Streptophyta; Magnoliopsida; Rosales; Cannabaceae
Product: class V chitinase-like
Exons: 2
Coding region: 778-1512 (244 amino acids)
Biological process (GO): carbohydrate metabolic process; chitin catabolic process
Cellular component (GO): extracellular region
Molecular function (GO): chitin binding; chitinase activity
Source: RefSeq, a predicted model, not a curated record
CCCCAAGUAAAUCCCAAGGGAUAUUGUGAAUCGCUCCUUUUUCUUCUUCGUUUUCUGGUUUUUCCUCCAUUGGGAGCUGAAAUUGAGGAUCAGAGACAGAGGGUGACAUUUUAUUUUAAAAACACACAAAUUAUACUUUUUCUUUUUUUGGAUUUAAAGAAACUUGACUAAUGAGUCACUUGACUCCAUUUUCCUCUUUGGUCUUGCUUCUCGGCUGUUCUGUGGUUUAUGACUAUGUCUGAUAUGCUUUCUAUUCCUUUGUCUCUAAAAGCUCUUAAAAAAAUAAUUAAACAUGUAACCAGUUUCAAAAAAAUAUAAACAUGAAAAAUUGAUAAGUACUUUACAUUUAUAAAACCACUUAUAUGUAUUUAACUUUGUAUGGUUGAAAUAUACAUAUAAAAAAAAAAAACAAUUCAUUCACUAAGGAAACCAGUUACAAACUCAUUAAGCAAAAUAUUCCACUGUUAUCUGCAAAGUAACCAGGUACACAUGUAACCAGGUACAAAAAAAAAACAGUUUAACAAAAAAAAAAACACAACAAUAACAAUAAAACAAACACAAAACAGAAUUGAACAUUAUGCAAAUUAACUACAAAUCUACAAGAAACCAGAUACACAACCAUAAAAAAAUAAAACAAACAGAAUCCACCGAAUGUGAAACACAAUAACAGAAACAUAAACAGAUGAACAAUUUUUUAUUAUUAUACUUAAAAAAAAUAAACACAUACCACAACAUGUUUAGUCUCAUGAGAAUCAUCUCCAGCAUCCUUACUACCAGAUGCACACGAAUCCUUCGUCUGUUUAUGGGUUUGAUGGGCUAGACCUUUAUAGUGUGCAACCAAGUUCGAGCUCGGAGAUGACAAUUUUGAGAACCCUUUUGGAAGAGUGGCGAGCUGCCAUAGAUUCUGAGACAAGAAACAAGAGCCAGUCCAAGUUGCUAUUGGUCAUAGUGAGUCAUAUCAUUUCGAGUUUUAACUCAGUGAGUUACCCGAUUGACGCUAUGAAGAAGAACUUGGAUUGGGUGCAUCUUAAGUCGUACAACUACUAUACGCCAACUACAUCAAAUGUCUCUUACCCUCAUGCUGCUUUAUAUGAUCCGUUGAACAAAAUUAUUAAUACCAAUAGUGGAAUUCACGAGUGGUUGAACAGAGGAUUUCCUGCCAGCAAACUGGUCUUGGGAUUGCCUUACCUUGGUUACGCAUGGACCCUUGCGAACCCAAACAACAAUCCAGUUGGGGCUCGAUCAACAGGUCCAGGAAUCACCUUAGACGAGUCUCUGUUCUAUAACUUUGUAAAGUGGUACAUAGAAAGUAAUGGGUAUGGUGUACAGUCUGUGUACAAUGAUACUUAUGUGGUCAACUUUUGCAAACUAAGGCAAAACUCGAUUAACUUUGACGAUGUUGAGGCUAUCAAGGCUAAAGUUUCAUAUGCAAAGAAGAUGAAUCUUAUGGGCUAUUUUGUGUUCCAUAUAGGAAACGACAACAAUUGGGUUCUCUCUAAAGCAGGUAGGUGAAUUCGACUUUGAUCUUCUAGUCCAUUUUUACCUUUGUAGGCCAUCUAAUAAGAAUGGUGUUGUAACUAUUGAAUUAGCAUUGUUUACCAAAAUAAUAAAAAUAAAAAUAAUAAUAAUAAAAAAGACAAAAAUUCCCUCACAAAAAUGUCCAUAUAGAAUAAAUAAACUUAUACAAAAAAAUAUGGGAUACAGAAGCCAUAUUUUGAUAAAUAUGGGAAAACAAAACCCAUAAAAAAGGAAAACAACAAAAAAAACCAUAAAAAAUGCACACAAAAAAAAAAGCCAUAUAUAUCAAAUUUUGUUGAAUUUUCCCAUAUUUCAUGUAAAUUCCUCUUAGAAAAAUUAUAGGAAAUGGCCCAAAA